Molecule: messenger RNA, 728 nt
Organism: Carica papaya (papaya)
Lineage: Eukaryota; Viridiplantae; Streptophyta; Magnoliopsida; Brassicales; Caricaceae
Product: Ribosomal L18p/L5e family protein
Biological process (GO): translation
Cellular component (GO): ribosome
Molecular function (GO): 5S rRNA binding; structural constituent of ribosome
Source: RefSeq, a predicted model, not a curated record
GCCGAACAAACCACAGCCCUACAAACACUUAAAACCCACUGUUGCCCUAUUAUUUGACCCCGGGGAAAGCCCAAGGAGCCCAGAAAAUGUCUUCCACAGUAUCUUCAUCUUCGACUCUGUUCGCCAACUCACUGCUCUCCUCUGACUCAACCCCAACUCGGUCACUGCGCUCCCUUACCCUCGCUCCACUCUCAUGGGUAUCUUCGUUUCCAACUCUCAAAAUCUCCCUAACCUCUGUCGUAAACCCGCCCAAUCCUAUCCUUCACAAGGGUUCUUUCAUUCAAGCUGCUUGGACCCGUAGGUCCCGAGGCGAAGCAGCAAAAAAACCAAACAGAAAAUCAUGGAAACAAAGGACUGAUAUGUACAUGAGACCAUUUCUGCUUAAUGUGUUCUUCUCUAAGAAAUUCAUUCAUGCAAAAGUGAUGCACAGAGGAACAAGUAAAGUGAUAUCAGUUGCCACGACAAACGCUAAGGAUCUCAGAAACAGCUUGCCGUCACUCACAGAUCACAGUGCAUGCAGAGUUAUAGGCAAGCUUAUUGCAGAAAGAUCUAAAGAUGCUGAUGUAUAUGCAAUGUCUUAUGAGCCAAGAAAGGGUGAGAGAAUUGAAGGCAAAUUAGGCAUUGUUCUUGACACUAUUAAAGAGAAUGGGAUCAUACUUGUAUGAACUAGCUACGGGUUUUGAUUGAUUUAUGUUAACUUAUGUAAGUAAAAAACUCUUUAUCAUGAA